Molecule: messenger RNA, 2828 nt
Organism: Plodia interpunctella (Indianmeal moth)
Lineage: Eukaryota; Metazoa; Arthropoda; Insecta; Lepidoptera; Pyralidae
Product: G-protein coupled receptor moody-like
Exons: 9
Coding region: 269-1648 (459 amino acids)
Biological process (GO): G protein-coupled receptor signaling pathway
Cellular component (GO): membrane
Molecular function (GO): G protein-coupled receptor activity
Source: RefSeq, a predicted model, not a curated record
AAAAUGACAGUUGAUCUGUGAAUGCCGCACGGAGCACACGUGUCUAACAUUUGUGUUAAAUAAGCCGCGGGAAUAUUUUGUGAAAUAAUUGGAGAAAGUGACUAUUUACUGGUGAUGUCAGUAACAUCGAGGUAUAUUAUUAGACUUUUAUUUUUAACGUUAAUUUUUUACACGCUAAACAGUGUGUUGAAAGAAAUUAAGCGGUAUUUGAUGGGAUCUCAAUAGGAUAUUUUGGAUUCAGUUCAACGAUCUGCAAACGUUGUACAAAAUGGAGGACGCGGUUAACAUGACCGAAGACAUCAGUAAGCAGAUUGAGCCUAGCGAACUUUCAAAAUUUUCCCCCGGCCUCCUGACAUUCGCAGCUAUAGUUACGGGCUUCAUCAUGGUGAUAGGGUUGUUCGGCAACCUGCUCACUGUGGUAGCUCUGCUCAAGUGCCCCAAAGUACGCAAUGUCGCUGCUGCUUUUAUUAUCAGUUUAUGCAUAGCGGACUUCCUAUUCUGCGCCAUGGUGCUCCCGUUCGCCAUAUCGGGAUUCUGGACUCGGACCUGGUCUCAUGGGGGCGCAUUGUGCAAGCUGGUACCGUUCCUGCGGUACGGGAAUGUCGGAGUGUCCCUGUUGAGCAUCGCCCUCAUAACCUUGAACAGGUAUAUAAUGAUAGCCCACCACAGCUGGUACGGGCGAGUGUACCACAAGUACAACAUAGCGCUAAUGAUCGUGUUCUCGUGGAUGUUCUCGUACGGAAUGCAGAUACCCACCCUUGUCGGAGUAUGGGGUAAAUUCGACUACGACCCAGAACUGGGCACCUGUUCGAUCAUGCCAGACGGGAAUAACCGAACGUCCAAGACUGCGUUGUUUGUGAUAGCCUUCAUUGUGCCAGCACUUCUGAUCUUCAUCUGCUAUGCCAGGAUCUUCUGGGUUGUACACAGCUCAGAGCAGCGCAUGCGCGAGCAUCAAAGAUCCCAGCACGCCAGUCCCGGUUCCCUCAACCACGACAAGAGGUCCACCAUCAAAGACAAUCGGGAAACGAAAGCGCGAAGAAACGAGUGGAGAAUCACCAAGAUGGUGCUGGCCAUCUUCUUGUCGUUCCUGGUGUGCUACCUGCCUAUCACCAUCGCUAAGGUCGCCGAUAGCCAUGUACAUUAUCCCAUAUUCCACAUCGCGGGAUACCUGCUGCUCUACGCGAGCGCGUGCGUGAACCCGAUCAUCUACGUGAUCAUGAACGCGCAGUACCGUGCUGCGUACGCGGCCGCUCUGUGCUGCCCGCUCUCCAGACUAACAGGGCUCACCAGCGAAAUGGAACGAGCGUCACGGGUACAGCUACAGCAACACACGAACGGCGCUCAGCCAAGUCUCUCUGGGGGAAUCCCGCCCCGACUCCCGGGGCUUCCCCCCACCAGCCCUCGGAAGGUAGACCCUCAGAAGUACAAGGGGCAAAAGGACCUCAAAACCAUGUCUUUAAAGACAAUAAACACGGAAACUCAAAGAAAUAUGGGGUCAAAAUCAAUUUCGCUGCAGCAUAUUACUUCUGGGUCAGGCCAAUCCACUCCAAAAAGUGGCUUCAGAUCAGGCUCGUCGCCAAGUGUUGGAAAAGUCACAAGAUUUCAAUUAGAUAAUGUAGAAAAAAAAGACAGAAAGACGAAGAUGUAGCGACUUAUCGCUCGUUAGUAAGACGUAAGACUAUAUUUUACCAAAAAGUAUUUGUAUAUAAAACCAUAGGUAUAAUAUACUGUGGACUGAGCUAUGAAAAUAUAGCACAAUUUAUCAUUAUACUUGAAAUGAUUUUAGAUAUAAUAUCACGUUUAGAUAUCCUGCGGUGUAGACAGAAACCAACAGAUGGCCAAGUGUCAGACUCGAGCUUAGCUAAGACUUUUGUACCAAUCUCAAUUUCCAUCUACUUAUUUGCACGUACUUUUAAUCGUUAGUAAUUUAACUAAUAUCCGUCCUGAUAACGAGCGAUAAGUAUCUACUCAUUUAAUAUAAAUUGUAAAUAUAUAGAUUAGUAUAUCAAUAAGUAAAUAUCUGUAUUACACGUGCAUUUACUGUACUAAGGUAUUUAUUAGUCAAACGGUUGUAUAAAAAUGUAAACGUUAUGUAAAAUUCAAAAAACUGUAACAAAACAAUAUUCUACUGCCGGCAUCAAAAUACCUACCUAUAUUCAUAUUAGGACACAUUCAUAUCGAAUUAGUAAGUUAGUGCACCAUGACAAACCCGCAGUCGUGGGACUGUGGAUAUGUUAUUAAUCCAAUAUGGCCAUCAACCUACCUAUUUAGUUAAUCUUACUCAUUAAAACAUUCCGUCGUAGGCAAUGGUCGUAGGUAUUUUUUGUAUUAUAAGUAUAAAAAGGAUACUACCAAUCCCAUAACUUUAUAAUUAAGUUUCUAAACAUUCCACAAUUUUACAUGUAAGCACCGAUGUGUCGUGCUUUUUUGCCAAAGAUGAAAUCCAUCUACGUAUUUCCGAUAUAUAGAACCUACCCAAAACAUGGCGAGAAUAAAGAUCGGUAUACAUAUAUUAUUCUAAAUAUAUUUUUUGCUUUGGAAAAUACAUACAACCAACAGUGAUAUCUCAGUCUAUGUCUACGUGUUAUAUCUUUUUAACAGUCAUUUGAAUUUCAGAAAUAUAAUUUCAUCUAAAAUAUAAAAUAUUUAAAUACUAUGAAUUUUACCAAAAUGCCAUAAUAAUUAUAAGAUUAUAAAAUGUUAUUGAAAUAAUUUGGUAAUUAAUUCAAUAUUUAAGAAUUAUUUUAAUUUAAUCAUGCCAGGUAUUUAUUUAUAUUUUAAACUGUUGACAAUAAAGUUUGUUACGAAAUAAACGAAUGAGAAUCAAA